Molecule: messenger RNA, 1290 nt
Organism: Daldinia caldariorum
Lineage: Eukaryota; Fungi; Ascomycota; Sordariomycetes; Xylariales; Hypoxylaceae
Exons: 1
Coding region: 346-990 (214 amino acids)
Source: RefSeq, a predicted model, not a curated record
UGUUAGUGAAUGUUUCCAUAUUGCUGUACUUCAUCAAAGCACCAUGUCCAAGCGUCUAGAUGCUACCGCUGAUGAGAACAGUGCCUUUCCGAUGAGAAACCAAGUGACUAAGGUUGUAUAGGCGUAAAAGACUUGGUUUUCGGGGCCCUUCUAGUAUAUAUAACAUGUAGCUUACAGUAGAACUAUCAUACCUCUCUCUCUCUCAUCCAGCUUUAAAAAGCAUCAUCAAUCAAGGAGAGAAGGAUCAGAGCCAAAUAUCUUCAAAUCUAAAAUCACCACCUACCCACACAAUUCGCCGCAACGCAAUCUCCAUACCUCUAAGUAGCGAACCCGGAAAUAGCCAAGAUGUGCAGAACGUGUGCUGUCUUAGUUCAGGUCAACCACAGCUGCGGCCACCAGCUACUGCUCGUCAAGGGCGGCGCCAAGUUCUGCCUCUUCCACUCCCACGGGGAGGCGGACUUCCACAUGGCAACCAUCGCGUACGCGAGUCGGCCGACGGACUAUACCUGCGAAGACUGCGCCUUGCGCGAGGAGGCGACGGCGAGGGGAAUCCACGGGGAGGCGAGGCGCGCGUUCCUCCGCAAGCGCCUGGCGAACAGCCGGGAGGCGCAGUCGAAGAGCGACGCCCGGUGGUACCUCGACGCGGCGGCGCAGAGCCAGCAGGGCGUCGACGACGCGAAGAUCGCGGAGCUGCAGAAGCGCGUCGAGAGCCAGAUCAAGUACUACCUGGGGCCGAAGGGGAGGGGCAAGCGCGCGGAAUCCACGGCCGACAAGGCCAUUCUUCUGAAGACCGUCCUGCAGGUGCCCGACGUCCUCGACCGCCAGGCCCUUGUCGCCGCCUUCGGCACCUCCGUCGUCUGGGACCAGGAGAAGAAGGAGCGCAGAUUCAUCCCCGGCGGGCAGAUGGCGGCGCUCAAGGCCAUCGCUCGCAAGGCGAACCUGCUCAGGAGCCUAGAGACGGGGUUCAAGUCGAGACCUUCUGACGUGUGAGAUACCUAAUACCUACCUGGCUGUAGGUUAGGUAUGCGAGGGGUUGUUUUGAGAUUUAAUGAUAUUUCUUUCUUUCUUUGGGGGUUGGAUGAUCGCCGUAUUACACUGAGUGGAAUAUCGGGAGAGAGAAAUCCGUAGUUGUUUAGGUACCUUCUUAAUAUGAAAUAAAUGUUCCUCUGCUUCCCAUCCUAUUUUCUAUACAACUGUUAAUAUUAUAUUUGAUCAAACCAUGAAUUAAACAUUAUAUGGGUACCUAUAUACUUCUUUAUCCACCAUCGAGUUUUCUAAUUAAUUCUAUAU